GGGCUGGGUGCUGUGGGGAGGCUGUUUCAGGGCUGCAGGGGAGUGGGGGGCCCACCGCCCAGGAGGCAAAGCUGGCCUCCUGCUCGCUCAGCCCUGAGCCUCUCCUCCCCAAAGCCUGGCUCCCUGCCCCCUGCUCAGGGACAGCAUCUAUUCCUUGUUCCCUCACUCCCGCAGAGGUGGAAGGGGCUGCUGAGAGCUUCUAAAACUGGAAGCAGAGGCCUCGAGGGCCUGGGGAGUGGUGGAGCCACAGCGUGGAAAGAACCGUGAUCACCACGUGACGGUCAGCCACCUGCUGACCAGAACACCUCUACUGGAUUCAAAUUGGCACCAUCUGGGACAUGAGAUCUCACUUUUGUCGUAGCUGUGGAGGACAUAAAGCCUGGAGGAUUUCACCUGGCCUCAGCCCUAAGGAGACAAAUGUCACUUAUGCUCACAUUUCAUUGGCGAGUACUACUCAUGCGACCCUGUCUACACUGGAAGGAGGGCUGGGAAGUGUAGGAGAGCACCCGGAGUGACGGCGCCAUGUCGGAGCAGCCGGGGGACGGCCGUCCGGUCGCGGGUGGCAGCAGGGCCUGCCGCCGCCUCUUCGGCCCGGUGGACAGCGAGGAGCUGCGCCGGGACUGCGACGCCCUGAUGGCCGGCUGCUUACAGGAGGCCCGCGAGCGAUGGAACUUCGACUUUGUCACCGAAACACCGUUGGAGGGUGACUUCGCCUGGGAGCGCGUGCGGGGCCUCGGCCUGCCCAAGCUCUACCUGUCCCGGGACGACUCGGGAGGGGGCAAGUGGCCCGGCGCCUCCUCGGCUCUGCUGCAGGGGACAGCCCCCGAAGACCACGUGGACCUGUCGCUGACCUGCACCCUCGUGCCUCGCCCCGGGGAGCCGCCUGAGGGCUCCCCAGGUGGGCCUGGCACCUCUCAGGGCCGAAAACGGCGGCAGACCAGCAUGACAGAUUUCUACCACUCCAGACGCCGGCUGAUCUUCUCCAAGAGGAAGCCCUGAACCGCCGCGGCAGGGCUCGCGCUCCUGGAAAUGAGGGCGGCUCGAGGCUCCUUCCACGCUUUCCGCCUUAGACUGUGCGUCUUAAUUAUUAUUUGUGUUUUAAUUUAAACUCCUCCUUGUGUACAUACCCCACCCGCCUCUCCACCCCCCAGCCUCUGGCAUUAGAACUAUUUAAAACAAAACUAGGCAGUAGGAGGAUAGGCUCAUUGGAGUGCUGGGUAUUUUUAUUAUAUGAAAUGUUAUUUAAAGCUCUCCUCUCCCUUCCCCGGGGGAGGGAGGGCUGCGUCACGCCAGCCCUCCCGCCUCCACCCUCCCGCUGGCGUACUCUCUGGGGGGGCCUGGCUCCCUCCUCCCCGUCUCGUGGGUGUCACGAAAUUCCACCCCUUUCCUGGAUUCUCAAACCUGAAUGCCUUCUAAUUUGAGAAGCAAAAAGAUAGCACUUUGAAGGGGGCCCGGCUGAGUGGGGGCAUCGCCAAGAACUUUGGAGCGCCCGCACCUCGUCCAAGACAGGGCGGGGGCCCUGGACAUGGCACAGCCCGGCACAGGGCUGGGGCUUGGCACCUGCCUGGCUCUUGAUGCCCUGCUCUGUCCCGCGCGAGGACGGCAAGGUAGGGUCCCGUAGCCAGCCAGCCCUCCCUGCAGGCCCCGUGUCCCCGCUGGGGAGCCGGCCUCAGUGCUCGGUCUUCCUGCAUUCUUCCGGGAGCCCAGCCGCCCUCUCUCCUCGCUGGGUCUCCAGUCCCCUCUGCUGCUCUCCCCUCCCCAUGUCUGUGUCCCCCAGUACCCUCGCAGCCCCGGGUGGCAGCCCUGGGGCACCUGUCCCCCUGACUCAACGCACUCAAAGGGGAAGGGACACUCGGAGAAGGGCUCCCUAGUGCUACCUCAGGCAGCUCGAGCAGCGACCGCCGCCUCCUCUUUUAGCUCUGGGGUUGGGGUCCUGGGUGGUGGCACAGGCUGCCUGAGUGGGUCUCUCCACGUGGUGCUGUGUGGUGAGGGGAACGGAUCUUUCUAGGAGGGAGACACCAGCUCCUGGAAGUUGUCCAGUGACCUUCCCCGCCUGCCCCAUCCCUCCCCGUUACAUUGCACUUUGAGAAGCAGCUGAACAAGGAGUCAGACGAUUUUUAGUGGCGGG
Microcebus murinus (gray mouse lemur) is the source of this 2128-nucleotide messenger RNA. The record is from RefSeq and is a predicted model, not a curated record. NCBI's taxonomy places the organism in Eukaryota, Metazoa, Chordata, Mammalia, Primates, Cheirogaleidae.